This is a messenger RNA of Styela clava, 2264 nucleotides long. Lineage: Eukaryota; Metazoa; Chordata; Ascidiacea; Stolidobranchia; Styelidae. The record is from RefSeq and is a predicted model, not a curated record.
CAGCCCAGCAACAGAAACAGCGCCAAGAAAAUGAAGCUUUCAAAGCGAUGAUCGACGAUGUGUACCAGAAAAUAACGAAGCAAAUGAACGAUAUGGAAGACAAAUUUGACGAAGACAUGGAACGGGUCGUGAGUUCUAUUAACAAUGAAACCGAACAUGUCAAAGACUUCAUGGGAGAUAACGAAGAUCAUGUCGUCAAAGCGUUUAACAACACUGGAGAUUAUGUCAGUGAGAUCGUAGAGAAACAAGAAGAACAAAUUGAGGAACAGUUCGAAGACCAAACCGCUAAAAUCAAGCAUAAUUCAUACGAAAUUCACAAAGAGACUUCAAAAAAAUUAGAUGUGAUGGGCAAAGAUAUAUCGGCACUUUUUAAGAAUCAAGAUGCGUCUAUUGAUGGUCACAUUUCAAACAUCAGAGAAGAUAUGACUGGCCUUUUCUUGGCACAAGAAAAUGUUCUUGAAGGACAACUGCAGUAUCUUGAGAAGUCGGUGCUUGAUGGAUUAUCAGAAAAGGACGCCAAUUUCUCAACUGCUCUUAUCGAAUUCCAGGGUGACGUGGAAAACGGAUUGGCACAUAUGAAGAAAAGUCUAAUAAACAACGUUGAAGAUGUCAGCGUAAAGGUCAUAAACAAAAUUGAAGACAUGGAAGAGGGCUCACUGAGGAAUAUUUUAUCAUCGGAAGAGCAGAUUACAAGAAUGGUGGAAGAACAAGACAAGAGAAUCAUGGACUUGACUGGCGGCGCGGUAUUUGAUAUCACAAACCAAACUACAGGAACUGAGACAAAACUUAUACAACACCUAGAAAGCGAAGGUGAAAACAGUAGAACGAAAAUCUCAAAUACGUUGGACACCAGUGUCAAAGCCGUCAAAGCUGCCGAGUCAAAGAUCAUUGUUCCUUCCGAAGUUGCGUGUAGUGACAUUGAUAAGGAUCGCCGUAUUGAAUGUGGACCACAAGAGAUAACAUUGGAUGCAUGCGAAGCAAGAAAAUGUUGCUACGAUACAACUAUAACAAAGGCCAUUUGGUGCUUCAAGAAAGAGACGAGCCAUUACGAAUAUUUCGCAUCGAAGUACAAAAGAUUCACCAAUGACGUAGUCGAUCAUGGUAGUUCAUUGCUCAAAACUCUCGUUGGUUUACCUCGAUCAGUCGGGAACACCAUUUCUGAUCUCUUGGAAUACGAUGUCCCAGAAUCUUGUGAAGAAAUCCGAUAUCAUAAUGGUCGCAGUAGGGGAGCAUAUGGCGCAUGGUACGAUAUGAAUCUGGGGAGAAAAUUGGAAAGAGCAAUCUGUAGUGAGAAAAACCUUGGCUGGAUGGUUCUCAUGAUUUUUAAAGAUGCUUCGAGCAUGGUAUCGCAUGCAGAUCGCUCAUUCUCAGAUUACGUUAGUGGAUAUGGUACAACAUCUGAAAAUUUUUGGGCAGGACUGGAAAACAUGCACAGAUGGACGUCUACAGGAACCUUUAAAUUGAGAAUCGAAUUGAAUGAUUUUGAAGUUGGAACCAUUGUACAAACCUAUAAAUCAUUCAAAGUUGGAGACCGUAACAGUGGAUACAAGCUGAGCAUCGGUUCCUUUUUUGCAAAGGAGUCUGACACACUGAUAACGAACGGUGAUUUCAGUUCACAUGAUGGCGCCCAGUUUUCCGCCAAGGACGAAGGGGCACGGAAGAGUUGUGCUGUACAGGGAGGAGGGGGAUGGUGGUACAAAUUUGCUCCAAGUGGUACGAAUCACGCGUGCUAUAAAUUGAAGCUCACCGGAAAACGUUACGCUGAUCCUACAGCAAAGGCUAGUAAGGAGGACGGAAUAACUGCGGGACCAACUACAAUUCUCUACACUGGAGCAAAAAUGUUUAUCAAGCGUUAUUACACGGACACAGUUUGAAGAAUCAAUCGAAGUUACAGAAAAUCUGUUUCUAUAUAAACUAAUGUUUCAAAAGUAGUUUGUUAAUAUUGUGUUUCGUUUAGUGAUUGUUUUAACUGACUGUUUCGGGACUAUUUGGGAGAAGAUUGGUUGAAUACCGUGUUUUACCGAAAAUAAGACAGGGUCUUAUUUCAAUUUUCUAUCGAAAAAUAACACUAUGGAUUAUUUUUGGGGGAUGUCUUUUAUUUUCAUUUAUUAAAAGUAAAAUUACACUUAGAGAAUUACGAUAUUUUCAAAUAUACAAAAUAUAAAGACCGAUAUCCAUUUACUUAAAACUUACUCAUUUACGCAGGCUAGGUCUGAUUUUCGGGAAAACACGGUAGUACACAAAAUAAUUUAAACUCGUUUAAU